Aspergillus caelatus is the source of this 831-nucleotide messenger RNA. RefSeq lists its product as uncharacterized. The transcript has a single exon. Lineage: Eukaryota; Fungi; Ascomycota; Eurotiomycetes; Eurotiales; Aspergillaceae. The record is from RefSeq and is a predicted model, not a curated record. The coding region runs from base 256 to 750 and encodes 164 amino acids.
GUUGGGGUUGGGUGUUUUUGUUCUAAUACAUAACUAUUCUUUUGAGCAGUUACAACUUACUUCUACAUUCGUCUGCUUCUAUAUCUACUACUAUACUUACCUACCAUACGAUUACCGAUCAAAGAAUUAUUCAUUCGGUGGUCGAAUAACUACAAUACAUACAUACAUACAUACAUACAUCCAUAUCAACGACUACAUCUACAACUACAACUCUACUCAAGUGAUAAAAGGGGUAGAAGAAAAAAAAGGAGCAAAAUGAGCUUCACAAAAAACCUAACUCGAGCCCUAAACACCACCCCGCUACGACAACAACGCAGCACAACCAACCUAACCUAUGCCACGCAUGAGCCCCUCGAAUACCAACUCAGCAGACUCUCAUUAUCCAAAAUCAAGCAGGAGUCUGCCCGGCCAGAGCCUGACCUGCGUCAUGUCGUCGGGUAUGCGUCGGUGAAUCGCGCCGCGGGGGAUAAGAUGUAUCAGAACCUGGUGCGGGGGGUGGAGCUGCUACGGACGGAGAGGAGGGCGAAGUAUGGUGUUGGGAGGAGUAAACUUUCUUCGUCUUCCUCUUCUAAUGCUUCUUCCGGGGUGAGGGGGAAUGGAGCUGGGAUUGGGGCUAAGGAUGGGGGAUUGGGGGUUCUUUGGAGAGAAGAGGAGGUGGUGGAGACGAGGUGUGUUGGGGAGGGCGAGUUGGAGGGUAGGGGACGGCGAAGGAGGAGAAGCUCGAAGAGGUUGAGAGAGGAGCGGGUCUAGCGGCUCUGAGGAUAGGAUGACUAUGAGUUAUGAUGUUAUGGUUGGUGUUUCUUUCUUUCAAAUUGUGUGCUUUAAGGGCUU